Durio zibethinus is the source of this 2197-nucleotide messenger RNA. Its product is annotated as AMP-dependent synthetase and ligase family protein. Gene Ontology annotation, molecular function: CoA-ligase activity. The record is from RefSeq and is a predicted model, not a curated record. Lineage: Eukaryota; Viridiplantae; Streptophyta; Magnoliopsida; Malvales; Malvaceae.
CUUUAAAAUUAUAUUUUUUUAUACACAUUUCUAUCUCAAUUCAAAUAAAAAAAAUUAAAAUUUUCGUUACAUAUAGAUAAGAUUGACAUAAUAUUAAAAGCCGAGAAAUAUCCCUCCUAUUGUCAUCCUUUCAUUUUCAGUUUUUGUCAUCUUCAGAAAGAAAGGAAAAAGCCUCUCUCUCUGUCUGUGCAAACUGAAACGUGAAAAAGUCAAUUUGUAGAACAUCAUCGUCACUCAAAUGGCAGAAGCAGCAGCCAAUCACCACCGUUCGAUAGAUCCAAAGACAGGCUUCUGUCCCCAAACAAGAACUUUCCAUAGUCUCAGGCCACAUGUACCUCUGCCACCACCUUCUCUUUCUCUUUCCCUCCCUCAAUAUGCCCUCUCCCUCCUCCGUACCUCCUCCUCCUCCGCAGACAGCGACGGCGACACCGAUUUCAUCAUCGAUGCUACUAUAGGUCACAGACUCUCUUACUCGCAAUUUAUCGCUCAAAUCCGUUCCCUCGCUCACUCCGUCCGGAAAAACUAUUCCCUUUCUCAAAACGACGUCGCCUUCAUUCUCUCCCCUCCUUCUCUUCAUGUCCCUUUGCUUUACUUCGCUCUUAUGUCGUUAGGAAUCGUUGUCUCUCCAGCCAACCCGCUCGGUUCCGAAUCCGAGAUUGCUCACCAGGUUCAACUCAGUAAACCCGUUAUUGCCUUCGCCACCUCGAAGACGUCUUCCAAGAUUCCGAGUCUCAAAUUCGGGACAGUCCUUCUCGACUCUUCGGAGUUCCUCUCUUUCUUAACUCAAUCCGAUGUCGAUAACGACGUCCUUAAUAGAGCCCAGGUGAGUCAGCACGACGCAGCAGCGAUACUUUAUUCUUCGGGGACAACCGGGCGAGUCAAAGGGGUGAUCCUGAGUCACCUGAACCUGAUCGCGUUGAUUGCCGGGUAUUACCACUUACGGCAACUAUACCGUGAGGAGGAAGCACCGCACCCAGUGCCGUUUUUCACGGUGCCUUUGUUUCAUGUGUUUGGGUUCUUCAUGUUGGCGAGGGCGUUUGCGAUGGGAGAAACAGUGGUUUUCACCAAGAGAUUUGAAUUUGAGGGAAUGUUGAGAGCCAUAGAGAAGUACAAGAUAACUUACAUGCCGGUUUCUCCGCCGCUUGUCUUGGCGUUUAUUAAAUCGGAUUUGACUAACAAGUAUGACCUCAGCUCGCUUCUGCUGCUCGGGUCCGGUGGCGCCCCGCUUGGCAAGGAGGUCGCUGAGCGGUUCAAGGAGAAAUUUCCCACCGUGGAACUUGUUCAAGGUUAUGGGCUGACUGAGACAACAGGAGGUGCAACUAGGGUGAUUGGGCCAGAGGAGGCAGCUCGGUAUGGGACUGUUGGCCGCCUUUCUGAAAAUAUGGAAGCCAAGAUUGUUGAUCCCGUAACUGGAGAGGCCCUGCCACCCGGCCAGAGAGGGGAACUGUGGUUGCGAGGGCCAAUAGUAAUGAAGGGUUAUGUAGGUGAUGAGAAGGCAACUGCUGAAACCUUGGAUUCAGAAGGCUGGUUAAAAACUGGUGAUAUUUGUUAUUUUGACUCUGAGGGGUUUGUCUACAUUGUAGAUAGAUUGAAGGAAUUGAUCAAAUACAAGGCGUAUCAGGUCCCUCCAGCUGAAUUGGAACAUUUACUUCAUUCCCAUCCUGAAAUUGCCGAUGCAGCUGUGAUUCCGUACCCUGAUGAAGAAGCAGGGCAGAUUCCCAUGGCCUAUGUAGUGAGAAACCCUGGAAGUAGCAUCACUGAGGCUCAAGUCAUGGAUUUUAUUGCAAGACAGGUUGCACCAUACAAGAAGAUCCGACGUGUUGCUUUUAUCAAUUCUAUUCCAAAAUCUCCAGCAGGAAAGAUCUUGAGGAGGGAGCUUGUUAAUCAUUCUGUCUCUGGUGGUUUAUCUAAAUUAUAAACCAUAACUGGUGGGGAUUUGGCCAAAUGCUGAGAAAAAGCUGCACUAAAACAUGAAAACUUUCUUAGUAAUAUACGAAAAGCUUUGGAUACUCACUGAUGGCUGGUUUUGGAUUGCAGUGCUAAUUGAAAUCAAAUUCCCUUGGAACAUAUCUUAUUGCAUUUUAUAUUUCUAAGUGAAUUCUCUUACCUCCAGUGAUUCUGAUUCUGAUUAUGUUUUUAUUUUGUUUGGUUUGAAAGAAGCAACAAAGUAGGUUUCACUAUUCUAGUAGAGAAGCAA